Nestor notabilis (Kea) is the source of this 1120-nucleotide messenger RNA. Its product is annotated as protocadherin beta-15-like. NCBI's taxonomy places the organism in Eukaryota, Metazoa, Chordata, Aves, Psittaciformes, Psittacidae. Gene Ontology annotation, cellular component: plasma membrane. The record is from RefSeq and is a predicted model, not a curated record. The transcript is spliced from 3 exons. The annotation marks the transcript as partial. Gene Ontology annotation, molecular function: calcium ion binding. Gene Ontology annotation, biological process: homophilic cell-cell adhesion.
GGGGCUCGUGAUCUGGAUGCUGGUAGCAAUAGCAUCCAGUCUUACAGCAUUGCUCCCGACAACGACUACUUUAGUGUCGCUUUUGGGAGUCAGAUUAAGGGCAAGAAGUAUGUGGAAUUGGUCCUGGAAAUGCCACUCGACAGAGAGGAGCAGGCAGAGGUGGAUUUCAGUCUUGUUGCCAUGGAUGGGGGCUCUCCACCCAGGACAUUCGAGAUUGACCCCACAAGUGGUGAAAUUAAACUCACAAAGCCUCUGGACUUUGAGGCAGCAGAAAAUCAUGAGCUCAGUGUUCAGGCCACAGAUGGUGGGGGCCUCUCGGCAAUUUGCAGAGUGUUGGUGGAGGUGGUGGAUGUAAAUGACAACGCACCAGAGCUGGUGGUCAGUUCCUUCAGCAGCCCCCUCCCUGAGAACGCAUUGCCUGGGACAGUGGUCGCCCUCUUUACUGUUAGGGACCGGGAUGCUGGUGCCAAUGGGAGGAUCUCCUGUGCCCUUGAGGACCAGUUGUCAGUCUCCCUGCAGCCAGCCUAUAAGAAUUACUUUGAGCUGGUGACCGUCAGUGCACUGGACCGGGAGGAGAUGGCACGGUACAUCCUCACAGUCACAGCAGCAGAUGCAGGGUCACCUCCUCUCACAACCACCCACACCUUCACAGUGGACAUCUCUGAUGUCAAUGACAAUGCACCUGUCUUCAACCAGACAUCGUACACCAUGUAUGUGCGUGAGAACAGUGUCCCCACCGUGCUCGUUGGAACCAUAAGUGCUGUGGAUGCCGACGUGGGGUCCAACGCCAAGGUGACCUAUUCCCUGGUGCCAGUGCACCCUGCAGGGGAGCCUUCCUGCUCCUGCAUCUCUGUGAACUCUGAGACUGGGGAUGUGUUUGUGCUGCGGCCCCUGGCAGCCUUCAUUGCUCGCAAGGUGUGCAAGGGAAAAGAGAUAAAGGAUGGGCAUGUGGUUUAUGGUGCCAACAACUUGCAGAGCAGCCUGGCUGAUGCAGCUGCUGCAGGGACCCUGCCCCAUGCCUAUUGCUCUGAGAUCAGACUCACAACGGGCUCAGGCAACCGCGAGCUAAAGCUCCUGAAGCCCAUCCUCCCCAGCCUUCCUCCAGAGCUCAAUGCCGCAU